AUGUCCUCCACAAUCAUCACAUCAUUCAGUGGUGCCCUUCAGGCUUCGCUCUCCGUCCUUCUGGUCAUCUUUUAUGGUGUUGUCGCGGCGCAGUUCAACCUGCUCGAUAAUGCUUCAGCCAAGCGCGUCUCCUACCUCAGUGUGAAGCUCUUUCUACCAUUCCUGCUCAUCACUAAAGUAGGCAAAGAGCUCACACUGCAAAACGCAAGCAACUAUGUGCCUAUCCUGAUAUGGGCUAUCUUUUACACAGCAAUAUCAGUGGGCAUUGGCAUGGUGAGUGUGAAGUUAUUCAAAUUACCGCCAUGGGUGACGCCCGCCAUCGCUUUCAACAACACUACUUCUCUACCUCUUCUUUUGGUUCAGUCUAUGGAAUCUACCGGCAUUCUAAGUGCCAUUCUGAAAGACAACGAAGAUGUCAGUGAGGCAAUCUCAAGGGCACAGAGCUACUUCCUAGUCUGCUCUGUCAUUAGCAAUUGUGCAACCUUUGCUGUUGGGCCACGGUUGUUAGAUGGUGAAGAAGGCAGAGACGACGUCGGUGACAACAAAGAUAGUGGUGGCGAAGAUGGUCAAGCAUAUCCCAAUAGGAACGGAGCUGUGAGCACCUGGAGUGGUAACGGACUGCAACGACAGCAUGACCAGUAUGCCGAGCCAGGCUUCUCGAGCCACGAAGAAGGCUCCGACGAAACAACAUCACUAUUGCCCGACCGGUUAAUCGCAGCACAUACCCAAGUCCACAACCAACUCCACGACAGAACCCACAACUUGCUACAUCAAGCUCACUUCCACCCCGAUGACUUCUCAUCUCGCACAAAGUCAUUCUGGUCAGUCAUCGCCGACUUCUUCAACCCACCUCUUAUCGGUGCAGUAAUAGGCUUCAUCAUCGGACUUGCCCCACCUCUUCACCGAGCCUUCUUCUCAAAUUCAAACGAAGGCGGCAUUUUCACCGCUUGGCUCACUCAAUCUGUCACAAAUACGGGCGAGCUAUUCGUCAGCCUACAAGUCAUCUUGGUCGGAGUAAAGCUUGCCUCCUCGCUCCGAAAGAUGAAACGAGGCGAAGGAGACAGGUCAGGUCACAUGUCAUGGGGCGCUGCGGCCUUUGUCUUUGGAAUACGAUAUAUCUUUUGGCCGAUUGUGAGUAUACCCAUCAUUUACGGUCUUGCGAAGCGGGGUGUUUUGGACAACGAUGCUGUGUUGUGGUUCAGCAUGAUGGUUAUGCCGUCUGGACCGCCAGCUAUGAGUCUCAUACCGAUGGCAGACGUGAGUGGCAAGGAUGAGGCUGUCAAGAUGACGGUGGCGAAGCUGCUUACUGGUAUGUAUGCACUUAGUCCUGUGCUUGCGUUUGUGGUCACAAUAGCUCUUAAAGCUGCACAGAGUGUAUGA
Molecule: messenger RNA, 1380 nt
Organism: Lithohypha guttulata
Lineage: Eukaryota; Fungi; Ascomycota; Eurotiomycetes; Chaetothyriales; Trichomeriaceae
Exons: 2
Coding region: 1-1380 (459 amino acids)
Biological process (GO): transmembrane transport
Cellular component (GO): membrane; endoplasmic reticulum
Source: RefSeq, a predicted model, not a curated record